GCUAUACCCCAAACACCAGCAAAUUUUUCUUCUCCUAAAGGUAGUCUCAAAAGCAACAAAAUAUGAAGUUCUUGCAAGCAUCGCUCUUCAUCACACAGGCGAUUGCAUUCAGUUUGGAUACCAGAAGUCCUGCCCUCAUCAGCCGACAAGCUGCUACAGAUAUCGCAAGCAGCAUUGCAACGAUUCAGGCUGCGACACAGUCUCUCAAUACCGCAGUUUCGUUCGGUGACCUUCUGGCGCUCACAUCUGCAAAUUCCGCCGUCGUCAACGCUAUCAAGGCCGCUACAUCGGAAGCCAAUGGUCUUUCCACACCACUCAAGUUCGACGAUGCUACCACUCUCUCCACUCCGAUCAAAGACCUCGGAAAGGUCUUUGAUAGCACCAUUACGAAACUCAUUGGCAAGUCCAGCUCCAUGAUCGAUGCACGUCAGACAAUUCUUUCUGGUCUCGAGUCCCAAUUGUCUGCGUCCGCGGCAUUCUCUACCGCGCUUUCACGCAAAGUCCCAGAUCAUCUCCAGAGUACUGCGAUGAGCCUUGCGCAGCCCAUUGCUGACAGUCUGGCUCGUGGUAUCGCCGAGUACUCCAAACGCUCCAUUGGUGGCAGAUUGGAGAUUCGGAAAGCUGCUCCCGCCGGAGCGAUUGUGACACAAAUCGCAGACGGGCAAAUUCAAGCGCCAAAAGGCAGCGUGCUGCCAACUGUGUCGGCCAGCAUAAUGACCGCCAGCAUCAUUCCAGCCAGCAUAAUUCCAGCCAGCGUGCUGCCAGUCACCGCCAGCGUCCUACCAAUCAGCCCCAGCACAAUCUCCUCAACCAUCCCAACAAAAGCAAGCAGCGCCAUAAGCAGCGCCAUCAGCACCGCCAUCUCAAAGAGCAGCAUCUCCAACAUUCCAGCCGCCUACGUGAUGCCAACCCUAUCCACCAUCACGGGUAUACCAUCUUACAGCUUACCAGGUUGCACCACACCGACCAACCGCCGCAUCUAAAGCCCGCUGUUGAGGUGGAAAUGGAAGGGAAGCCUUCUUUUUUUCUUUUUGUUGGGUAGGUAUUCACUGGGUGUUGUCGGUGGCGUGGAUGCAAGUGAUUUUUUUUUCGCUAAGCUUCAAUGGAAAUAAGAUCAAGGUCUUGGGAAUGUGGCAACGUGAAGUGAAGGAAGUCGAUGGUGAAUGCCGUGUGUAUGUGUAUGAUCCCCUAGAAUAGAUUAGAUAACGAUUAGAUAACGAUUACUGCGAAUACUUA
This is a messenger RNA of Sphaerulina musiva SO2202, 1236 nucleotides long. RefSeq lists its product as uncharacterized. Gene Ontology annotation, cellular component: extracellular region; cell wall. Gene Ontology annotation, molecular function: structural constituent of cell wall. The coding region runs from base 63 to 983 and encodes 306 amino acids. Lineage: Eukaryota; Fungi; Ascomycota; Dothideomycetes; Mycosphaerellales; Mycosphaerellaceae. The record is from RefSeq and is a predicted model, not a curated record. The transcript is spliced from 2 exons.